UCUAUGAAUUGCUCCAUACAUGUGAUUUAAAAAUUUUACGAAUUCGUAAAAUUACAGAUAUUAAUUAUAUUCGUAAUUCAAUUAUGUUUAAUCGAUUUUGGUGUUUAGAACGCUCAGUUAUUGACCGAAAAAAAGGUUUAGCAUUUGGUCAACAGCUACAAUUUUUUUGCUCAAAUCAUGAAGAUAUUCCGAUCAUUAGAAUUCCAAAAUAUAUGGAAAAUAAUUUGGGCAAUACAAUUUAUCAUGAACAUCGUAAAGUAAAAGAAACGAAUAAAAAACGACGUCAAAAAGCAGCUAAUCCAUUGAAUCCUGAACAUUUUAAUAAAAAAAUUAUUAGCUGGACAGGAGAUAAAAAGUUUUUUCAUUAUUAUGGUCGCCGAUAUGAUCCCAAUAAUGUUCCGUUGAUAUCGAAAUUUUUUCUCAAAGAAACUUCAAAUGGACAAUGUAUGACUAUUCAUAAUUUUGAUACGAAUCCUUCAGUGAUGACUGGUAACGAUCCAAAAUCAUUCGAAUCUUUAGGACUAGGACAAAAUAUCACUCAAUCCAUUUAUGACCUUAUAAAUGGCGGUCGUUCUAUUAGUCCUUCAUUGAUACAAUCAGCAGUCAUACCAUUAAUACUUCGUUACAGAAAUGUUGUGUUUUCUGCUGAAACUGGCAGCGGAAAAACUAUGACCUAUCUUACUCCAUUAAUUCAACUUAUUCAACAAACUAAAGUUGUUAAUUCGAAUCGUAGUCGUAAAUGUCCUUUGGGAUUGAUUGUAUUACCAUCAAGAGAAUUAACUGAACAAGUUGGAGUUGUUGCCAAACAAUUAUGUGCAAAUACCGAUGUUGGUGUGGCAACGAUGAUUGGCGGAUUACCAAAACAUCUGCAUCAAACAGGUAUCGAUUUAGUCGUAACAACUAUUGGCAUAAUUGAAUCACAUUUGAAUAAUGGUGUUUAUUCACUUCGAAAUUUGAACCAUAUCGUUAUUGAUGAGGCUGAUACGUUAUUGGAUGAUUCUUUUACGUAUGAAACGAUGGAUUUACUGGAAAAGUUAAAUAUCAAUCAUGGUCAGAACUGUGAUGAUGACAAAGAGGAAUGUAACAAUGAAUCUAAUGAAUCGCAUGUCCUUAAUGGUACACAAUUAAUAUGUGCUAGCGCAACGAUGCCUAUGACAUUAGAUUCAACUAUUGGAACAUUGGUCGACAUGCAAGCUGAUAUUGAUCAAAUAUCGACCAAAAAUCUUCAUACAUUACAUCCAAACAUCAAACAUUGCUUUUACAGAGUUAAUCGAUAUAAGAAAGAAAUCAAAUUGUUCGAAUUAUUAUUCGAAAGUCGAGCGCGAAAAUCACCCGUCAUUGUGUUUGUCAAUCGAGCCAGAGCUGCUGAUUGGCUAUUUUCAUUUCUUAACGAAAAUGAAUUUCCUUGUGUUCGAUUAACGAGUACGAUGGAAGAAGAAGAACGUUGUCAGGCUUUUCAAUUGUUUCAACAAGGCGAAUAUGAUAUACUUGUUGCUACCGAUCUUGGAUCACGAGGCCUAGAUACAUGUCGAGUGAAACAUGUCAUCAAUUUUGAUUGUCCCCAUUAUGUUGCCGAUUAUAUUCAUAGAUCUGGCAGAACAGGACGUCUCGGGUCAUCAUUUGUCGGUCAUGUUUCUACAUUAGUUUCAUACAAACCAGAUGCCUACAUGUUAAUAGAAUUAGAACGGUCAUUACGUUUAUGUGAACCAAUCGCUACGGUCAAUGCUAAUAUCAAAGCACAAAUUAGUCAACAUCGUGUCGAUAAAUGGCAAAAAAUUCAAAGAAAUAAUAUUUAAUAAACAAAAUUAUUCAUUGAUUAAAUAUA
Dermatophagoides pteronyssinus (European house dust mite) is the source of this 1825-nucleotide messenger RNA. It is a transcript of the gene Dbp21E2, whose product is annotated as putative ATP-dependent RNA helicase Dbp21E2. The record is from RefSeq and is a predicted model, not a curated record. Gene Ontology annotation, molecular function: ATP binding; nucleic acid binding. NCBI's taxonomy places the organism in Eukaryota, Metazoa, Arthropoda, Arachnida, Sarcoptiformes, Pyroglyphidae.